Messenger RNA from Sinocyclocheilus rhinocerous, 576 nucleotides. RefSeq names its product eukaryotic translation initiation factor 5A-2-like. The transcript is spliced from 3 exons. The coding region runs from base 250 to 561 and encodes 103 amino acids. The record is from RefSeq and is a predicted model, not a curated record. Lineage: Eukaryota; Metazoa; Chordata; Actinopteri; Cypriniformes; Cyprinidae. Gene Ontology annotation, molecular function: ribosome binding; RNA binding; translation elongation factor activity. Gene Ontology annotation, biological process: positive regulation of translational termination; positive regulation of translational elongation.
GCUGCAUGGAGCGUGUUUGAACUGUGACGAAAAAUUACACGGAACUUUCCUGCCUCGGUGUUGUCUUUAAACCGCUGUCGAGCUCGAACGCGUGCGUCUUGCUGUUGAACGUAACCGGCUCGUCUUGAGAAAGCGCGUUGCGGUGGUUCUUUAAGGAGCGGCUCUUUAGUUCGCAGGCCGCGAGCACGAGGCCUUUCAUCGCGCGCACUGACUUAACUGAAAAGAGUGCCCCCUGUUUAGAUCCCCAUCAUGGCAGAUCCAGAUCUUGAUUUCACCAGCGGAGAUGCCGGGGCUUCAACCACCUUCCCCAUGCAGUGCAGCGCCCUGCGCAAGAACGGAUUCGUGGUUCUGAAGGGUCGCCCUUGCAAAAUUGUGGAAAUGUCCACUUCUAAGACUGGCAAGCAUGGUCAUGCAAAGGUUCACCUGGUUGGAAUUGACAUUUUCUCAAAUAAGAAGUAUGAAGAUAUCUGCCCCUCCACCCACAACAUGGACGUGCCUAACACCAAAAGAAAUGACUACCAGGUGAGAUGUGCAUGGCUUUGUAAAAUUCAAGCUUUAUAGGGGGAAAUUCACAUG